AUGAACGCACCACGGUCGGAUAGGUUAUGAUCGUCAGUUGUUCCAUGGGAGAGACUGGUGGUACCAUCUGUUUCAAUCGUUUGUCAGUUGUUUGUUUGUUUAUUAAUUCGAAAUGUAUGUUGUUAUGGCUUACUAAUACAAAACCCCGAUUAUGGCAUUUAUAAAAAGUAACAUUAUGGUUACCCGUAAGCGAGGUAUUUGAACAAUAGCUAAUAAGUAAAUAUGAUUCUCGUAUUUCUACUAAAUAUGACUGGCUGCUGGAAAUGCCACCACCAAUCAUUUACACUACUGUCCCCAAUCUACCGCUGUUUUUAAAUGAUACAAGCUCGUAUGUUGUGGAAAUCUUUAAGACGAAACUGAACCUGGACGAGUAUUCCUCGAUGCCACAAUCACUGGCAGAGGACGAGGUUCCUAAACAAAGCAAACGAAAGACAAAGAGAAGAUGCAGCUCUGCAAACCAGACACAUGAAGAUAGGAGAAAUUCCAGUAGAGAAGAUAGCCCAGUUCGUGAUGUGUCUCCGGGGUGCAACCGGCACCGACAUCAGAAGCAGAAGCUGCAUAGAGUCAUGGUUCACGCAACUGCUGAAGGACCAUUAUCUCCCACAGCUGGAUCAAAGCGCACUCAUGCAGAUGAAAAGCAAUAUGAAGCACUGGUCAAAGAGGUCCAAAGGCUCACAACUGAGAAUCAACAACUGGCACAGAAGGCAGCUGUUACUGAUUCUGGACAUCAGCUAUAUGAAGAAGCCUUUCGCAGGAAGAAUGAGCAAAUAGCAUCUUUACAGGCACGCCUCAGUCGGUAUGAGAAACACAAGCAAGAUUUGGAACGACAGCGAGACUCACUGCGAGAGCAGCUGGAGGAUACUCGCCAAAAAAUGGAGCAGUCAGUUUUUGAAUCUACACAGGCAAAAGAGUCAGAGGACAUUUCCAUGCUGCAGGAGCUGGUGGUCAGACUCAAUGCAGAGCUUGAACGUUACCAGCAGAAAUUCCACAAGCUUGGUGUGGAAAUACCAUCACAGCGACAAGACACACCACAUCCUCCAAGGGAUGUAUCCCCUGAGACCUGGGCUAAGGUUAGCCAUGGUCUGCUGGGGCCUUUGCUGAAAGCAUACUCAGAAACUAUCCAAGAGAAGGAUGAUCUUGCACGCAGUUAUGAAAAAGACUUGGCACAACUUAAUGCUCAUUGCAGAGACCUUGUUUCAGAAAAUGAGCAGCUGUAUGCUGAACUUGAUGAAACUACUAGAAAGAUGAAUACUGCUGCAGCAGAGGCAAAAAUCCUCCAGCAAGAUACUGCUCUUGUACAAGAGCAGAAUGAGUUGCUGACAGGACAGCUUGAUGUACUUAAACAGAAGCUACAAGAGAUCCAUACUACAUAUCAACAGAAAGUUGCAUCAUUGACACAUGACCUGGAGGAAGUCUGUCAGAAAUACCACAGUUGCAGAGGAGAUUUAUUGACAUUACGUGGACAGCACUCUGUGCUGCGAGAGGAAUAUGAUCGCUUGAAAUCUGACCUGGAUGGGAGAGUACCAUUCUCUGUGCACUCUGCAUCUGUGUCCGAGUGUCGUAGGUUGUUUGAAGACCUACGUGCGAGGUAUGAGACUGACCGCCAGCUUCUUAAUUCAAGAGUUCGUGAAUUACAGCAGCAGAUAGGGCAUAUGGAAGGACAAAUCACUCAAGGCCAAGCAGAGAAGGCACGAUUGCAGACUCAGGUUACAACAGCAGAGGCCUCCAUCAGGGAAAUAGAAACCCAGCUAGCAGAAGCACAAGCUGAGUUGGUCACUACCCAGGCAGCACGGGAUGCAGCCAGGCGGCAGCUUAAUAAAGCCAUGAAGUUUGCUGAGGAAUUGGUUGCAGAGCAAGAGUCACUGAUGCGGCAGCUGCAGCGCAAGCAACAGGAGACUCGCUCAAUGGCUGAAAUUGGUUCCACCAUUGUCAGCCGUAUGGGGUCACUUAAAGAUAAGCUUGAGUCAGUCCAAAAAGGAGCAUGGCAGGAACUUGACCACGUUGAACAACGUAUAAGGCAGCAGCAAGAAGGAGUUACACAAAUGAAGCAAGAUUAUCAACGUGAGUUAAUGAGAUUACGUACAUUGCUGCAACAAAAGGAAACUAUCAUCAGCCAGCUGCAGUUUGAAAAAAGGAUCAAGAGGAGGAGACUGAUGUGGGCUGGACAUCUAAUUAGUAAAGGAGAAUGGAAUACAAAAGCCAGGAACAGAGGGCACUGGAAGAGGAAUGUAGAGAAUGCAUAUGGUCUCCAAGGCCCAAGUGACAGAUGACGACGAUGAUGUGUCACCGAAAAAUAUAUAUCAUACAAUAACAGGGAACGACAGAUGCAAAAAGUGUAAGGAGUUUUCACAACAGACUUAAGACUAUAUGGAAUGUAGUGAAAAGAGAGACAAGAUGGCCUACCACACAACAGGAUGACAUCACCACUGAAUUGAAUGGAAGGGCUAUAAAGGAUGAUUCACAGAUAGCAAAAAUAUCUAAUAAUCAUUUCUUAAUUAGUGUAGAAAACAUAGGGACAAACAGUACAAGAGGAACUUCACAGCAGUAUGGUGAAAAAGCAACUCAUAAAAUUCAA
Schistocerca serialis cubense is the source of this 2575-nucleotide messenger RNA. Its product is annotated as centrosomal protein of 89 kDa-like. The transcript is spliced from 11 exons. Gene Ontology annotation, biological process: chemical synaptic transmission; mitochondrion organization; cilium assembly. NCBI's taxonomy places the organism in Eukaryota, Metazoa, Arthropoda, Insecta, Orthoptera, Acrididae. Gene Ontology annotation, cellular component: centriole; ciliary transition fiber. The record is from RefSeq and is a predicted model, not a curated record. The coding region runs from base 264 to 2270 and encodes 668 amino acids.